Linderina pennispora is the source of this 663-nucleotide messenger RNA. RefSeq names its product meiotic nuclear division protein 1. The record is from RefSeq and is a predicted model, not a curated record. Gene Ontology annotation, molecular function: double-stranded DNA binding. The transcript has 3 exons. Gene Ontology annotation, biological process: reciprocal meiotic recombination. NCBI's taxonomy places the organism in Eukaryota, Fungi, Kickxellomycota, Kickxellomycetes, Kickxellales, Kickxellaceae. Gene Ontology annotation, cellular component: nucleus. The coding region runs from base 55 to 663 and encodes 202 amino acids.
CCCAUCUUGGCUCCGUCUUUUUUAUUUUUCACUUUUAGCGCAAAUUGAAUAGCAAUGGGACCGCGGUUGACUAUUGACGAGAAGCGCAAGCGCAUGAUGGACAUAUUCCACGAGUCGCAAGAUGUGUUCCUUCUCAAGGAGCUGGAGAAGAUCGGGCCGAAGCAAAAGGGAAUUGUCGCGCAGACAGUCAAGGACGUGGUGCAGUCACUGGUGGACGACGGCAUGUGCCAUGCCGAGAAGAUUGGCUCAUCAAACUACUUCUGGUCGUUCCCAAGCGAGGCAGCAAUCAAGCGACGCAACAGAAUUGCCGACCUGGAGAAGGAGAUCGCGCAAGUCGACGGCAAGAUCGAGGCAUUGGGGUCAUCGAUUGAGAAGGCGCAGUUUGGGCGUGAGCAGACUGACGAGCGGGCAUCAUUGAUGGAGGAACUGGCGGAGAUCGAGGCCAGGUGGAAUUUGCAGCAGGAGGAGCUGCAGCAGUUCAAGGAGUGCGAUCCGGAGCUGAUGAACCAGCGUCGCAAGGAGACUGUGGUGGCCCAGGAUGCUGCUAAUCGAUGGACCGACAACAUCUUUAUUAUCCAAGGCUGGGCUCGCGACAAGUUCAACAUGGAGACAUCUGUAUUCAACAAGGCAUUUGAAAUCCCAGAUGACCUUGACAGCGUUUGA